AUGCUUCAUGAUCAGGCGUUUGGGGUCGUUAUUUUGCUCUCAGGUUGCUCUUCUGCUUUUGUUGGACCAACAAUACGGAAUGACACACUCUAUAUUGAUGGAGGAAUCGAAACUUUCCGGCUGGAUAAUACUAAUUACACCAAUGGCACUGAUGUUGGAAAUACUAUUGGUGUUAUCCUGCUCAACGAAACUUGGAAUUGGUGGACAAACAUCACAGAAGCGAAGCUGAACAAAACAGAAAAUCCAGCCUCCGGUCUCAUCCGUGGCGCUUCCUACCAAGGCCCACCUGACGACUCGCGCAUAUGGACGUUCGGCGGAACUUCCUUCGAGGGCAACACUUCAUUUCCAGGCUGGCAUACGAUGCAAAGCUCCGCAACGCCACUGUGGUCCUUCGAUACUAACACCAAGGAAUGGUCGCCGUUCUCUGCGGGUCCCCUCGUCGAAGAGCCAAACUAUGGUCUCUCUGCAGAAGCACCAGACCAAGGCUUAGCCUUCUACUUGAAUGGACAGAUCGAUAACGGUACCAGAUUUACGACAAAUGAUCUCGGUAACAACACUCUUAAUCUUCCUGGAAUGGUCGUUAUAAAUCUGGCCAAUCAAACUUUUGCGAACAUCUCGACUCCAGGACUCAAUGAAAGCACAUACCCUCGAGCGGGUGGAAGUAUGGGAUACGUACCAGGUCUUGGCCGAAGCGGUAUAUUGGUUGCCUUAGGAGGCGCAUACCGCAAUCAAUCUGGCCCAGGGCCAUUCAAGGCGCAAACUCUUGCUACAUAUGAUACUGUCGAUGUCUUUGAUAUUGCAUCGUACCUCGAGACCCCGGCCACCAACGGGACCUGGUAUACCCAGGCCACGACGGGUAGCAUUCCGCCACCCCGAAUUGAUUCCUGCGUCGUGCUCGCUUCUGCCCCAGAUAACUCAUCCCAUAACAUAUAUCUAUAUGGCGGCCGCGACCCCACCUCAUCCAACAUGACCCUCUACGACGACAUAUACGCCCUCUCCCUCCCCUCCUUCACCUGGACCCUCAUCUACACCGGCUCCUCCCCGCGCUGGGGCCAUACCUGCCACAUCGUUGGCCCCGGCAAGCGCCAACUCCUGACUGUCGGUGGUUCACUCAACAAGACCACUGACCAUUGCGACUGGGAAGUCCGCGGCGUUGCCAUCUAUGACCUCUCCGCCGCCCUAUGGGGCACUGUCUUUAUCGAAGACGCACCAGCCUACAAUGUCACCCCUGCCAUCGUAAAGGUAAUCGGUGGUGAUUCCAUAGGGGCUGCCACACUGAAAGCGCCAGAGAAGGGAUAUGGGAACACAGCGUUAGCAGCUGUGAUGAACGCAACGCGUACGACAUUGGGCCCGACGGCAACCGCUACGCCUGCGAUAAAUCGUAAGAAAUCACACACUGGUACUAUUGUUGGCGCGGUCAUCGGGUCGAUUGCUGGACUCGCCGCCAUCCUUGUCGCCGCGUAUUUCAUCUAUCGCAAGCGCCUUCCUAAACCCCCAAGCCGUCCCCCAACGCCUAUGGCCGAAGCUCCGACGACAGGUGAGCGGCUCGAAGCCGUGGGCGACGACAAGCACCCCCUCGAAGCGCCUGGGGUGGAACUGCCGUGGGAGCUGGAGGCGAAGGGGGAGCCGCAAGAGCUAUCACCGACGUCGCUAGCGGAGGUUCAUGGAGAGGAUUGGAGAGAUGGUAGGGCUGAGCUUGAAGCACAGCAGAGGGUAGAGAUGGAGGAGCAGCAUGGGGUGAGUGAAGCUGAUAGAGAUGGGCCUGUUGUUGGGAAGGCAGGAGAAAGGGCCGAGUUGAGCGGGACAGCUGUUCCGUCGGGGGGAAGGCUGGGGGUGCCUGUUAUUAAGGCAGAUGAUAUGGCGUAGUCUUAGAUGUUUGUAUCGGGAAAGGGAUUGAAAAAGAUAGUAACGAAAGGGGCGCGCUUCGGCACCAGGUAAUUAGGUAAAAUCCCUCUCUUGGCUUCGUUUGUUGUAGAAGAGGUCUGAACAUAAUAAAGCUUAUACGGUUUAUUAUUUGAAUAACGUGUUCAAGGAUAGAAUAAGAAGCUCUUACCAUAGCACACAUAGUCACUGAGAGAGGCACUCGAUCACGUGAUCGAAUCAAAAGUGGUCAGGUACUUCGG
Molecule: messenger RNA, 2123 nt
Organism: Mytilinidion resinicola
Lineage: Eukaryota; Fungi; Ascomycota; Dothideomycetes; Mytilinidiales; Mytilinidiaceae
Exons: 8
Coding region: 1-1866 (621 amino acids)
Molecular function (GO): protein binding
Source: RefSeq, a predicted model, not a curated record